UUUCUCUUGGCUUCCUGACAACCCCUAUGUGUUUGCUGGGGACCCGGCACAGGUGGAGGAAAGCCGUAGUAAUUGUUCUAGGGAAAUGGAUGCUGGAAGGAAGAUACGGGAGGGAGGGAGACCCUAAGUUUGGGGAGGGCUCGAACUCGGCGCGCCUGGGUGGCCCAGGAGGGCACGGCAGGGCUGCGGGGGUGCUGAUGAGAACUGGAGAGGAUGUUCCCGAACCCCUGCCUGGUCAGGGAGACGCACCCACCUCCCAUGCACCCUCACCUAACCAGCGCGGGGAUUUCUUCCACCCCCUCCUGCUGGCCUUCCGAAGAAAGCGAAAGUGAAAGAGGGGAAGAGGCUUCUGGGCUGAGGAGAUCGCAGCGCCAUGAAGCUUCUGUCUCUGCUCCUCGCUGUAGCUUUGGACCUGGUAGCCGCCGUCUCGGCAGGACCCGCAGUAAUCGAGUGCUGGUUCGUGGAGGAUGCCACCGGAAGCCACCUGGCUAAAAGACCUGGUGCACUGCUGCUGCGCCAGGGACCCGGAGGACCGCCGCCCCGUAUAGACCUCGACCCUAAGCUCUACCUCAGCGUGCAUGACCCUGCAGGAGCCCUCCAGGAUGCCCUCAGGCGGUACCCCCAGGACGCCCCUGCGCCACACUGCGAGAUGAGCCGCUACGUCCCGCUCCCUGCCUCUGCGAAUUGGGCCAGUGGCCUGACCCCGGAGCAGAGCUGCCCAAGGGCCCUGGAUGGAGCUUGGCUGAUGGUCAGUAUGUCCAGCUCUGUCCUCAGCCUCUCCAGCCUCUUGCAACCACAGCCAGAGCCUGAGCAGGAGCCCGUUCUCAUCACCAAGGCAACAGUGGUGCUGACUGUCCUCACUCACACCCCUGUCCCUCGAGUAAGACUGGGACAAGAUGCUAUACUGGACCUGAGCUUCAGCUACAUGCCCCCCAGCCCUGAGGCUGCCUCAUCUCUGGAUCCAGGUCCUCCUCCUUUUGGGCUGGAGUGGCGACGCCAACACCUGGGUAAGGGGCAUCUGCUCCUGGCUGCAACUCCUGGACUGGAUGGACAGAUGCCAGCAGCCCAAGAGGGGGCAGUGGCAUUUGCUGCUUGGGAUGAUGAUGACCGAUGGGGCCCAUGGACUGGGAAUGGGACCUUCUGGCUGCCUGCAGUGCGGCCCUUUCAGGAGGGCACCUAUCUGGCCACUGUACACCUGCCAUACCUGCAAGGACAGGUCACCCUGGAGCUUGCUGUGUACAAGCCUCCCAGAGUGUCCAUGACACCAUCACCUCUUGUAUGGGCUGCCCCUGGGGAGGCUCCUCCGGAGUUGGCCUGCCAUGUGUCCCAUUUCUACCCUUCUGAGGGCCUGGAGGUAGAGUGGGAGCUCCGGGGUGGCACAAAGGGUGGCUCUCAGAAGAUUGAGGGACAGAGGUGGCUCUCUGCCUUGCACCACCAUUCUGAUGGCUCUGUUAGCCUCUCCGGGUACUUGCGGCCACCCCCAGUCACUGCUGAGCAGCAUGGGGCACACUACACCUGUCGAGUCCACCACUCCAGCCUUCCUGCCUCAGGGCGCAGAGCUGAGGUCACUCUGGAGGUGGCAGGCCUCUCAGGACCCUCCCUCGAGGACGGAGUAGGCCUUUUCUUGUCCUCCUUUCUCCUACUUGGACUCAUCAAGGGGCUGGCCUGGGUUGCUGCCUACCUGUCCAGCAAGGAUUCAAAGGAGAAGCCUAUGUGUUCCCCCGUGCCAGAGCCGCUGCCUACCUCUCUAGCCCUAUAUGGUUCCCCCCUACCCCGGCCCUCUUCUCAAUGCUUAUCGCACCGACAGAUAAUUCCUUUCCUCCAGUGAAGCUAAUGCCUCCCACCUGCCUCUGGGUCCCAGCGCUCUGUUCCCUCUGACUAGUCCAUCUUCCCUCUCCCUGGAUCCCAGACACGCAGUUGUAUUUAA
This is a messenger RNA of Otolemur garnettii (small-eared galago), 1927 nucleotides long. RefSeq names its product TAP binding protein (gene TAPBP). The record is from RefSeq and is a predicted model, not a curated record. Gene Ontology annotation, biological process: antigen processing and presentation of endogenous peptide antigen via MHC class I. Gene Ontology annotation, cellular component: membrane. The coding region runs from base 374 to 1828 and encodes 484 amino acids. The transcript has 8 exons. NCBI's taxonomy places the organism in Eukaryota, Metazoa, Chordata, Mammalia, Primates, Galagidae.